Canariomyces notabilis is the source of this 701-nucleotide messenger RNA. RefSeq lists its product as uncharacterized. Bases 162 to 365 code for a protein of 67 amino acids. NCBI's taxonomy places the organism in Eukaryota, Fungi, Ascomycota, Sordariomycetes, Sordariales, Chaetomiaceae. The record is from RefSeq and is a predicted model, not a curated record. The transcript has a single exon.
GGCAAUUCCAUCCCAAUUCCACGCCGGCCUCACCUACGCAUCGACUCGCCCCUUUGUUAACAUGCCCUACUCCGUGGGAUCAAACCACGAUGAGUGCUUGGAUCAUUGUGAACUCCUAGCAGGGAGAUUGAAGGUCUCUGUCAUCACUGCCAACAUUGCAAAUGGAAUUACUCGACACCCAGAACUUCGCCAAGAACCUUGAGCUUGUGGACAAGGUCAAGGCAAUCGCUGAGAAGAAGGGCGUUACGCCCGCGCAGCUCGCAUUGGCUUGGAUCAGGUCCUAUGCCAACACGGGAGAUGUCAAUGGUCUGAUCCCCAUCCCGGGCGCUACGAGCGCGAGUCGUGUCGUUGAGAACUGUAUGUAAGGUGGUGGAAAUCAGUCAGUCGUUCCCCGUUGCUGGCCACCGCCAGAUUCCUGGUGCUGACCACUUCAUCUGGACUUAACUGUUCCCUCGUGGAGAGUAUUAGACUUAUUGAGUUGUUUUAGCACGAACUGGGUGUACAUUCCAGCAAAAUGUGACCAAGUUAGGUUCCUUAUCACGUUUAUUCGCGCUACAUAAUCUGCUUCCUCAAAGAACAGGAUAGGAGGUUAAUUCAUGUUGGUUGAGUAGGUCGUCUGCCAGUUUGUGAUCCAACUUCAUAAGACCCGGCCCUAGAGGUCGACAUGGUCAGUACAAGGGAGCACUUUUAAUUCCGCUGAG